Messenger RNA from Sphaerulina musiva SO2202, 960 nucleotides. Its product is annotated as Di-copper centre-containing protein. Bases 1 to 960 code for a protein of 319 amino acids. The record is from RefSeq and is a predicted model, not a curated record. NCBI's taxonomy places the organism in Eukaryota, Fungi, Ascomycota, Dothideomycetes, Mycosphaerellales, Mycosphaerellaceae. Gene Ontology annotation, molecular function: oxidoreductase activity. The transcript has 3 exons.
AUGCCAUCCACCAUCGCCCCUUUCCUUCACACCUCUCUUCUUCUUUUUCUUCCUCUUCUUUUCUACGCACUCGCCAUUAUCUUCCCCAGCAGCAGCAUCAGAAGCAGCAGCAGCAGCGUAGACAUCUCAUCGUCUGCGUACGACUGGAAUCGGGACGAAUUGCCCAAAUGCAAGAAAUUGCUGAUCCGAAAGGAAUGGCAUCGCUGGUUUAUUCACCUCUUCGAUAUUUCUCUCCGCGAUAACUGCGGAUAUCGUGGUCCCACACCAUACUGGGACUGGUCGCGCGACCAUGCAGACCUCUUCCACUCACCCAUCUUCGAGGAUUCACCCGAGUAUGGGCUCGGUGGGACGGGAGAUUGUGAUUCCACGGAUUGCAUCGUCACCACGGGGGCCUUUGCUGCGGGAAAUUUCGAACUAGCCUGGCCUGUUCAGCAUUCGUUGAGAAGAAAUCUGACGCUGCUCACUGGCUGGUUCGAACAUGAACAGCCUCAAAAUCGCACUCUCGGCCCGGAAACUGUGCGCAAUUGGACGGAACAGACGAAAGGAGACUUUUUUCGUUUCCAGCAUGCGAUGGAAGCUCUCCACGAUCAUGUCCACAAUUUCGUGGGAGGGGAUUUAUCUGGAGACUGUCCGAAAGUUAUGCCAGAGGAGGCAUGUCAUGGUUUGGCAGAUAAAUUCACGCCGAAUGAUCCGUUGUUUUGGCUGCAUCAUGGGCAACUUGAUCGGUUGUGGAGUCGAUGGCAACGGCAUUCUUCGUCCAACUUCCAUGCCUUCUCCGGCAUGCCGAUGAGUCCGCACAAUAUGAACGACACGCGCUACGACGUCGAUGCGCACGCGGAUUUUCAGAUGCCUUUUGAUACACAGGGCGUGUCUGUAUCGCCCCGGAGGGUUUUUGAUACGGAGAGCUGGCCGUUGUGUUAUCGGUAUAUGGAGGAGGAAGAGCAGAAGGUGGAGUUAUAA